This is a messenger RNA of Phycomyces blakesleeanus NRRL 1555(-), 1133 nucleotides long. RefSeq lists its product as hypothetical. Gene Ontology annotation, biological process: mitochondrial L-ornithine transmembrane transport. Bases 1 to 915 code for a protein of 304 amino acids. The transcript has 6 exons. The record is from RefSeq and is a predicted model, not a curated record. NCBI's taxonomy places the organism in Eukaryota, Fungi, Mucoromycota, Mucoromycetes, Mucorales, Phycomycetaceae. Gene Ontology annotation, molecular function: L-ornithine transmembrane transporter activity.
AUGUCUGACCUGGCUACUAUUGUUGAUGUACCUUCCCAGAAGACAGGCUCUUCUCAGGCUAUCAUCGAUUGUGCCAGUGGUACUGUUGGAGGCAUUGUCCAGGUUCUUGUUGGUCAGCCAUUUGAUACCGUCAAAGUGCGUCUUCAAACACAAUCUACCACUAAUCCUGUUUACUCGGGUAUGAUGGACUGUGUACGUCAGAUCAGACAGCGCGAAGGUCUUGGAGGCUUCUACAAGGGCACAACAACCCCACUGGUUGGUAUUGGUGCUUGCGUAUCGAUCCAAUUCGUUGUUCUUGAGUCUAUGAAACGCACCUUUGCCGGAAAAAACAACGAUCCCUUGACAAACACCCAGUUUUAUAUGGCUGGUGCCGCAAGUGGUGUUGCCAACUCAAUUGUAUCUGGCCCUGUUGAGCACAUCCGUACCCGGCUCCAGGUCCAGACUGGCCCCAAUGGAUACAAGGGUCCUGUCGACUGCAUCAAGCAGAUCUAUAGUGCUCAUGGUCUAGCUGGAAUCUACAAGGGUCAGGCAAUAACUGUUCUCAGAGAAUUCCAGGGUUAUGGUGCCUAUUUCCUGGCUUACGAAUGGCUGGUGAAGCGUUCGAUGGAAAAGACUCAGCGCAAGAGAACUGAAUUGCCUGCCUGGGAAGUAUGCAUGUACGGUGCUGCCGCCGGUUACGCCAUGUGGAUGACUGUGUAUCCCGUUGAUAUAAUCAAGUCCAAACUUCAGACUGAUGGUUUUGAUAAGGCCACACGCAAAUACUCCUCUGCUCUUGAUUGUGCUCGCAAGAUAAUGGCAGUUGAAGGGUUUGGUGGCUUCUUUAGAGGUAUUGGUGUUUGUCUGUUGAGAGCAGCACCUUCCAAUGCGGCAACAUUUAUGGGCUUUGAAUUAGCCAUGCGUAUGUUCUCUCACUAGAAAAAUGACAUUAUACAAGAUAUAUUACACAUACACACAUACACACUCAUACAUUUGUAUAAAAUCAUGCUCUCUGUUUUUACCCAUUUUGUUUUACUUUUUCUAUUUUGGUGAAAUACCUCUAUUGUAUAUGUAUGUAUGUGUAAACAGCGCGUGUGUGUAUAUGGGAGUAUAAGCAUAACUUGUAAUAUAUAUAAAUUCAUUCCUUAUUCCUCAUC